AUGGAAUCCAACUUGGAGGUGCUGAUGGAUCGGCGUGAACUGAUCAUAGAUAAAUUCAUCAGGAUGAAGGAAUCGUUGCAAGGAGAAGUCAACAUUCAUUUGCUCAAUCUUCACCUUGAUACACUGCGGCGGUGCGCGAACGAAUUCGACAAAAUACAUGCCGAAAUUUCCGUGCUGCUGCCGAGAAAUCAACGAGCUGCUGAACGCAAAGAGUAUGCGGUCUUCGAAAAAAUUCACAACGAACUUUACGUUGACUUGCAGACUAUGAUCGCCGCAGCGCAAGAAGCAAGUAAUGUAAGACCAGGUACGUCAAGUAAUGUCUCUAGUUUUCAACAGCCGAUUAUUGUGCAAGCGCCAGCACCUCAACUGCAUGCUCCAUUUCCAACGUUUGACGGGACACCGGAGAAUUGGUACAGCUUCAAGAGCCUUUUCACGAGCAUUAUGGCAAAGUACCCGAACGAGAUACCGGCGAUUAAGAUUCUGCAUUUGCGGAAUGCCCUAAGCGGUUCUGCGAGGAGUAAGAUCGAUCAGGACGUCGUGAACAACAACGACUACGAAAUGGCUUGGAAGAUUCUGGAGGACGCAUACGAGGAUAAACGGCUGAUACUGGAUACUCACGUUGACGCUAUCCUUGAUUGCGCAAAGGUCAACAAGGAAAACCGUGGGCAAUCGAUUUCUCAGCUGGUUGAAACGUGUACGAAGCACGUCGAUUCUUUGAAAGGUCAUGGCUAUCCUGUCGAAGGCUUGGGGGAAUUGAUUGUGUCUAACGUUCUCUAUAAGAAACUCGACAACGAUACGCAGGAGCAGUGGGAGCUGAAGCUGCCUAAGGGAGAAAUUCCUAAAUACGAUAGAUUUGUUGAAUUUCUUCGUGAACGAGGACGCGUUCUACAGCGUACGAAUCGCUCACAGCAACAACAGGCAAUGGUACAGACCAAACAACGUCCAAUGAGUAACCAGAAGGUUCAAGUACAGACAUCGAAGUCGUUCAUCCAGACGGCAAGAGAAGCGUGUCCGUGCUGUGAUGCAGAGCACGUUAUUUAUAAGUGCUCGAAGUUCCAGAGUAUGGAGUUCCCGGAACGCAAAUCAUUUGCUGCGAAGGCGGGUUUAUGCUACAAUUGCCUGAAACAAAAACAUCGUGUAAUCGACUGUCCGUCCGACCAAUGGUGCAAGGUCCAAGGUUGCGGUCGGAAGCAUCAUAGUCUGUUGCAUCCUAGAGAUACAACAGAGAAGACGAGUGAAGAAGAUAAGUCCCCGUCACCAGGCAUGAAGACGCAAGAGCAAACGCAGGAUCAGCAAGCCGUAGAAUGCUCAAGUGCAACUACAUUGUGUGCACAGAUUGGCACAACAAAGCGACAGGUACUGUUGUCAACCGCAGAGAUUUUCGUGGUAGGAACAGGAGGUUCCACCGUUAAGUGUCGUGCGCUGUUAGAUUCAGGAUCCGACAGUCACAUACUCACAGAGAGGUUGGCAAGUAAGUUGAUGUUGAAGAUGGAUCGCAUCGAUCUUCCUAUCACUGGUCUCAACGACAUUCAGACUCGAGUAAAGUACUUAGUUUCGACGAAAAUUCUGUCACGAAUCAGUUCGUUCACAACGAGUGAAUUAGAAUUCUUGGUCGUACCAAGGAUAACAUCGAACGUACCCGUCGUGGAGAUCGAUACUAAAUGCUGGAAACUACCGUAUGGCGUGCAGUUAGCGGAUCCGUUGUUCUACGCUCCAGGAGAAAUUGAUAUGAUUAUUGGCAACGAAAUAUUUUUCGACUUGGUGAAGAAGGGACGCUUGAAGAUAGAGAACAGUGCUGUAACCUUAGCUGAAACUGAAUUCGGCUGGGUCGUCGGAGGUUCAGUGCAAACUAGGAGAGGUGCACCACGUGCACGUUUGUGUCAGUUCGGUAAACAAGAAGAGAUCCUGAAUGAAACUAUGGUGAAGUUUUGGGAAAUCGAGGACGUUCGUCUGGGUUCAACUUUGUCGGUGGCAGAAGCUGCUGUUGAGGAGCAUUUCAAGGACACUCAUGCUAGGGAUGAUCAAGGCCGCUAUGUAGUGCGACUUCCGUUCAACGAGCUAAAGGAUCAACUUGGUGAUUCUUUUGUUAUGGCGAAGAAGCGUUAUGAUCGACUGAUGAUUUCCUUGUUAAGGAAUCCUGAGAAACGUAUGCAGUAUUUUGAGUUCAUGACAGAGUACAUAGCUCUCGGUCAUAUGAAGCAAGUGGAGGUCGUAGAUGAAGGCGGAUACUUCAUUCCGCAUCACGCUGUGUACAAGACCUCUAGUUCCACAACGAAAACCAGGGUAGUUUUCGACGCAUCGGCAAAAACAACUUCUGGAGUCUCGUUGAAUGAUGCUGUAAUGGUUGGGCCUACUGUACAAAGUGAUCUGGUGGAGAUAAUUCUGCGCUUCUGUGGCCAUCAAGUGGUACUGACAGCCGAUGUUCCAAAAAUGUACCGUCAAGUCGGUAUGCAUCCAGAUGAUUGCAAGUACCAUAAGAUUGUGUGGUGUGAUGAAAACGGUGAAUGGAAGGUGUUCGAGCUUCAAACUGUAACGUACGGUGUGGCAAGUUCACCGUAUCAUGCGACAAAGGCAUUGAUUCAACUGGUUGCAGACGAAGGUACACAGUUUCCCCUGGCCGCGCAAGUUAUCGAAAAGGACAGUUAUGUGGACGAUUUUCUAACCGGUGAACAAUUGGUCGAAACGGUGAUCGAUACAUACAAAGAACUAUCAGCAUUAUUGGCUCGAGGAGGGUUUGGCGUUCACAAAUUCUGUUCGAAUAGUGCAGAGGUCCUAGCUGCAAUUCCAGAGGAUCUGCAAGAAAAGCAAGUCAGUUUCGAAGAAUCUGGGAUUAAUAAUACAAUCAAGACACUUGGAUUGAUCUGGAAUCCUUCGGAAGAUUAUUUCGUUUUCCACGUCGAGCCGUUGAUUGAUGGGAGGAUUUCUUCUACGAAGCGUGAGGUGUUGUCGGAUAUCGGUCGGCUUUUCGAUCCAUUGGGAUUCCUGGGACCAGUCAUCACCUGUGCGAAAAUUAUCAUGCAAGAUUGA
Ochlerotatus camptorhynchus is the source of this 3027-nucleotide messenger RNA. RefSeq lists its product as uncharacterized. The record is from RefSeq and is a predicted model, not a curated record. Bases 1 to 3027 code for a protein of 1008 amino acids. NCBI's taxonomy places the organism in Eukaryota, Metazoa, Arthropoda, Insecta, Diptera, Culicidae. The transcript has a single exon.